Messenger RNA from Coniophora puteana RWD-64-598 SS2, 4033 nucleotides. RefSeq lists its product as uncharacterized. The transcript is spliced from 15 exons. Bases 96 to 3896 code for a protein of 1266 amino acids. Gene Ontology annotation, molecular function: ATP-dependent chromatin remodeler activity; ATP binding. NCBI's taxonomy places the organism in Eukaryota, Fungi, Basidiomycota, Agaricomycetes, Boletales, Coniophoraceae. The record is from RefSeq and is a predicted model, not a curated record.
CCAAGUCUCUUGAUCUCCCUCAGCUCGUCGCGUCACAGCCGUCAGCUACCGAUGGCUGGCACACUCUGCCUAGUCUGGCUCAGCUGCACAACGCGAUGACAGAGCAGCUGUUGCUUGCCCUUGCCUUCCUCGUUGAGCACUAUUAUGUGCGCGCGACGUGCUGCACCACGCCCUCGUUGAACAGAUUCCUGUUUGUGCGGAUCUACCUAAUACCUCACGACUUGCCGAACGCGAGAGGUCGGCUCCGCAACCGCGACGCGGUAGUCGCUGCCCAGGCGCGAGGCUACCUCAAGAUUCUCCUCGCCGAGGUGCGCCAGGAGCCGUCGUGCUGGGACGCGGUCGCGACAACGUUCAAAUUGAAGGACCCAAAGAUGUUUGUGCCUCGUGAGCUGGACAAUCGUUCCAUGGCCGAGAUCUACAGCGACCUACCUUCCCCGCGUGUAUCAUCAACGAACGCGGCCGACGCGCUCUCGUCUGUGUGGGGCCUGCGGAGCAGCCUGUACAACUACCAGCGCCGGUCGGUCGCAAUGAUGAUCGAGAAGGAGGCGUCACACCAGGUUGUGCCAGACCCGCUUUAUGUCAAGAUGCCCAGCAUGCGCGGGCAAGACAUGUUCCUCCAGCCAACGACGAUGGAGGUACUGCGAGAGUGCCCCAAUAUUGCGCCGGUGAGAGGUGGGAUUCUGUGCGAGGAGCUCGGAACGGGGAAGACCGUGAUGGUGCUCGCGCUGAUACUGGCGACCAUUGAGGAACGUCCCGAUCCUGAAGACUGCGAUCUGUAUGAACGCCCGGUGAUGUCUCCGGUUGCGUGCCGAACGUUCAGGUCGCCAGAAUACGCCACCUCUCAUUGUCAUGCUCACGGAGGUCCUCGAUCUGAAGAAGUAUGGCCGGUUCCAAGUCUGGUAGACAUCCUCAUCCACGGCCUACGGACUCUUCCGUGCGCCCCUGGUGUGAGGGAGUACGAAGAAGAACUUGCGGCACGCAACUUGUGGAAGCCGUUGCAGAGUAACAUCCCUUUUUAUCACGUCCACAGGGAAGCGCCGUCGUCGCGCUCACGGUUGCGAAAAGUCCAGAGCCAUCCGCGGGUCAUGUACCUCAGCUCGGCAACGUUGGUGGUCGUGCCAUCCAACCUGUUGCGCCAGUGGGAUCGGGAAGUUCUCAAGCAUUGUACGUCGGACGUCAAGUACAAGUUACUGCGCAUAAAGGAUCGUAUGCCAUCGGCCCAGGAGCUCGCGUCGCAGUAUGAUGUGAGUCUGUCAGGCCUCCGCAGAGAAUCGACCCGCACCAACGUCGAAUCCCUCUUCACCGCCCAGCCCUGCACCUGCCCCUUCAUCCCCGGCUCGCGCGUCCCCGAUUGCCGAUGCCCGGGGCGGCCGGACGCCUCGCCGCUGCUGCAGGUGCGCUGGAAGCGGCUGGUCAUCGACGAGGGCCACACGUCGGGUAACAUCGAGCACACGAUCAACCGCUUCAUACCCACCAUGAGCAUCGAGCGCAAGUGGAUCGUCACUGGCACGCCGACGGCUAAUACGCUUGGGCUCAGUCUUGGGCGUAGUGUUUCGGACGAGGCGAGCGACUCUGGUGAUGAGUGGCAGGCUGUGGGAUUGCUCCGCGAGCCUGAGCUUUCGGCCUCGCCUGCUGACCAGCAGCCCGCGACGGAGAGCGGUAUCGUGAUGAACGUCGACGAUGAUAACGACACCGAUGCAGACCCGGAGCCCGCGUCUGCUCCCCGGCGCAUAUGGACGGUGGACGAUCGAGCAAACCUGCGCAAACUCAGCGUGAUGAUCGCGAAGUUCCUCGGCGUACCACGGUUCAAGAGCGACGGGAAGCUCUUCACGCGCUGCGUGUCUUCGCCCUUAUGUGCCCCGCAGGGACCGCACCCGUUCGCGGUGCAAGUCCUGAGCCAGGCGAUGCAGAUGGUGAUGGUGCGUCACAGGAUCGAGGACGUGGAGAACGAGGUCGGGCUCCCGCCGAUGACGCAUAAAACCGAGUACAUGGACCUCGACCCAUAUGCACGCAAGUCGUACAACGCGAUGUUGGCGGCUGUAGCGGUCAACGCUGUUGAUUCGCGGCGGACGGAUAUUGAUUACCUCUUCCACCCGAAAAGAUUGAAAGAGCUGAAUACAGCGGUUGCUAACAUGUCGCAAGGGCUAUUCUGGUCUGCGUCCGACAUUCUCUAUAACGUAGACCAGAUCUCCUUUGACGGCGAGGAGCUCCUCGAUCGUGCCAGAGGACGUGGGGUGCCGCAAGCAGAUAUCGACCUGCUGGAGCAAUCGAUCCGCCAUGCACACGCAGCAGCCAACGACAAGCUCUGGCGAGCGAUGCAGGUGCACGAGGACGUCCCCUUCCGCGUCUCGCACCUCGAUCCGCCGAUCUUCGCGGCCUGGAACCGCGGCAAGCUGGGGACGACGCACGGCGCCGAGGAUCUGCCACUGCGCGUCAUGCACGCGAACAGGCUCGUGCAGCUGCGCGAGCUCGUGCGCCGGCGGCCGCUCAUCACGCACGGCGCGCUCGUCGACGAGGGGCUCGGUGUGCGCGCGCUCGAGGCCGCGAGGUGUGAGAAGAAGGCUGCGAGUGUGCAGGCUGUGGAGAAGGAGGAUUUGAUGAGGCGGAUGGUCAGUGAGGUGGACCAGGAGAUGGAGGUGCUGAUGAAGCGGGCGGAUGAGGAAGAGGAGGGGGUCGCGGAGCCGGGGACUGUUAUGUCGACGGCGUUGGCGUCGCCCUGCGCUCCGACAGCGCUGGCGCUUUCUCCCUUGCUGGCUUCGUCUCCGAUGCGCCAGACGCGUGUGGGUGGCUCGUUGUCCACGAAGUUGAAUUUCAUUCUCCAGGAGGUCCUCGAACACCACCGCGACGAGAAGUUCCUCAUCUUCUCCUCGUCGCCACUGACGCUCGCGCACGUCGCCGAAGGGCUGUCGCUGAUCGAGGUCAAGUUCCUUCGGUACACGACCGAGAUUAUGCGGGACAAGCGCGACGACUUCGUCAUGACGUUCGAGACGUCGGACACGUUCCGCGUGUUUCUUAUGGAGCUGAAGCAUGCCGCUCGUGGAUUGAACCUCAUUUCGGCCUCACGUAUCAUCUUUUGCGAGCCGGUGUGGCAGCCAGAUGUUGAGAGUCAGGCGAUCAAGCGUGCCCAUCGUAUGGGCCAGACCAGGCCUAUCGUCGUGAAAACCCUCGCGAUCCGCUCGACCGCAGAACAGGAGAUGAUGGACCGCCGCCAGCACCUCAGAGGAGCAACCAACAAGAUCCCACCGCUGACUUCGGACGCGGGCAUGAGGCGGUUCCUGGAGUCGCCGACGUUCCUGUCUGAAAGCUCUGGGGAGGAGCAUGCACUCGAUCUACCGUUUUUGGGUGACUUUGAUUCGUCGCCUCGUGUCGAGGACGAGGACAAUGCAUCACGGAGCGCGAUGGAUGUAGAAGAAACUUUGUCGGAGGAUCGGCCCAUGGAUGUUACGGUUGUGGAUCAAGAUCGACCCGCAGUAAUUGACAAGCCGCGAAAGGUAGACACAAGGUUCGCUGAAGAUGUCGUCGGCUCGACGAACGGGUCUUCGCCGCAAGUCAAGCCGCAGAAAAUAAGUGUAAGCUUCGCAGAGGAUACCGAUGGCCCGGCGAACGAACCCUCGCCGCAAACCAAGCCACACAAAGUAGGUGUAAGGUUUGCGGAGGCUGUUAAUGGCUUUGCGAACGAACCCUUACCCCGGAAAGCCAAGCCACGAGGAGCAAUAGUGAGGUUCGCGGACGACGUGGACGAGUCAGCGCCUGUGGUGAAGACGACAGAAGCGCCGGAACCGCUCGAGCAAAACGCGGGCGUCAAAUUCGUGGCUGGUUUUGAUCGUGAGCAAGCCGAAGCCAGUAGAUCUCGGAGGGAAAAGCCGUGGAAAGUGAAGGGAGUGCGGUUUGCUUGAUGUUGGAGCAAGAAGAGACGAUUGUGGUUUUCUGCGACUUGGAGUCACUAGGUUUUAUAGUACAUUUCUGAUUCGUCAUUGAAUGGGAUUGUGUAAAACGAAUGACCAAAUUCGAUCGCACGUCCAUACCGGUAUGU